Messenger RNA from Paramuricea clavata, 1001 nucleotides. NCBI's taxonomy places the organism in Eukaryota, Metazoa, Cnidaria, Anthozoa, Malacalcyonacea, Plexauridae. The record is from the annotation of a GenBank genome assembly.
AUGUCUUUUGGCGAGUCUUCUGAGAGUGAAAAUCCGUCUACAUCUGAAUUACUGAAUGACGGAAAGCAAUCACAAGGCACAACGAAAGCUUGCGCUGGGGCAAGUUCAACCGACAAGAAGCCAGCUCAACAGUCGGUGGCUGUAGAAGACGCACUUGUACUGGCCAAUGCCAUUGGGAAACUGAAGAUCAAGUCAAGUGAACUAUUCGAGUUGGCUAAAAAUCCUUUGAAAAGGCCGGCGAAGAAGCAACACGAGUAUUUCAUAACGCAGCGCUGAGUACGGAAGAGAGAAUUUUAGCGAGUAAAGUACGCAUCGCAAGCGGAAUACUGGAACAUUUGGACCGCCCGGAAGUCGCGGCAACGGACUGUUUACAGUACGUACGAGAAUUGCAUGAUAUGCCAGCUAUAAAGGAAAUAUUUUCAGUGCACGUUGGAACAGGAAUAAAAUCAUGGUUCAAAUCAGGUUUCAAGAAAAACUCACGAGCGGAAAUCGUGGAAACCGUAACGAUGAUCAAUUUGAUCUUGGCUGAUUUUACCUCGAAGUUUACAAAGCGAAGAAUGGCUGUUUUUGAUUGGCCAAUGAUAGAAUGUGGUAAACGAGUUGUCCAUCCAAUUCAUUUCAAGAACGAGAGUGCACCAAAUGUGAAAGAAAUGCAAAUAACACCACCUUGGGACACUGUAGUAUCUGACAAUGAUAUGUUAACCGGUGCAUCAAACGAAGGCAUCAGUGUUCAAAAAACACUUGUGUUAACCACAGAAGGAGAUCUCAUUUAUUUUACAGAUGACAGACGUAGUGUUCAAAAACUCGACACAACGACAGGUAAGCUGCAGCCGUACUGUCUUUCUCCUUUGGAAGACAACACUGAACAUUCUCAGCCCAGCGGUGUAUUCAUUGGUAUAGCUAUCGAUGAUAACGACACCGUGUACGUUCUGUCGCGUGACGACAAAGAUGGAAUUGAAAGUGAAUUGAAUUAUAUAAUUACUGUGUACAUCAUUGACUAG